AUGAAUUUAACUCUGAUGCGUGCUUACUACCAAGUCACUGAAGGAGAGACACAUAAGAGUAAUUAUCGCGCAGAACUUCAAUUGCGAUGGCAUGAAUCUUACCCGGAUAAACCGUUCACGUCCCAACACCUAGCAGCCCAAAUUGCUAACAUAAAAACACGUCGACUCAUUUCACCUGACGAACUAGAGCUCAUGAAAACAGAUUUUGUACAAGCUGGACGAAACAGAAGAACUGACUCAGUCCGAAGAUCAAUUAACAGACGAAGCAACAUUCAACCGCGCCUGAAUGAACAAUCAGAUCCCGAAGGGCAACAGAUACAAGAAGACGAAGAACUGAAUGGAGAGAUAACACUCAUGUACCAGGAAAUUAAUUUAAGAUAUGAAGGAAUGUCAAUGGAGGGGAGGCCACAGAUAACAAGACUAAAGAUUGAUGCUGAAGCCAAAAGAGAACGUUGGAAGACCUAUGCCACAAAAUCUAUUGCGCUGCCAGAGUUGUCACCGAGAUACAAAAUCAAAAUCAAACUGCAACUGUCCAAUAGACCGGACCGUGAACAAAGAGCACCCUGGGAAACUAGACUGAAUAGAAAGAUCGACUAUUUCCGAAAGGAAAUAGGAGUAUUGCAUACAUUCCUCAACAGUGAGACCCCAAGUCGAAAGGUAAUGAAGAAAACGAGAAAAUAUGCCAGAAGAGUGAAGAUUAAACUCACUGAUCCUCAGCACCGACAGAAAAUCACCGUUCAUACUGAAAUGCUGAAACAAAAAAUAGCAGCACUGGGCAACAGGAUCCGAAGAUAUCAUCAGAGAACAUUGAGGUAUAAACAAAACAACCUUUUCGCUAACAAUCAACGGCUAUUCUUCCGACAAAUAGAGACAGAGGAUACAAAACAGCAAAAGGAGACACCAACCGAAGAGAGAAUGACGGCAUUCUGGAAAGACAUUUGGUCACAAAGCGUAGAACACGAUAAUGGAGCGCGGUGGAUCGAUACCGAAAUCCGAAACUCUUCGGGCUACACAGCAAUGCCAGAAAUUAAUAUCUCAGAGUCAGAUUUAAUUGCAGUCUUCAAGAGAAUGAGGAACUGGACAGCACCAGGUAUAGAUGGCAUUCACAACUACUGGUGGAAGACCUUCACUAGUUGCCACAAAAAACUUGCAAAUCUACUUCAAAGCACUUUGAAGAAUCCUCAAGAAAUCCCCUCAUAUUUUACUAAAGGACUGACGCACAUGAUUCCAAAGAAGGGCGACCUCACACAACCAAAGAACUACAGGCCCAUAACGUGUCUUCCAUCAGCAUACAAAAUACUAACAUCUAUCAUCAGUCAGAAACUAUACUCCCAUAUUAAAAGAAAUAACAUCUUAGCCUGGGAACAAAAUGGGUGCAAGCAUAAAGCUAGAGGAAGUAAAGAACUGCUGGUAAUUGACAACGUCGUCACUAAGCAAGCCAGAAAACGACUAAAGAACAUAUCUAUGAGUUGGAUCGAUUACCAGAGAGCUUAUGACUCUAUGCCCCAUUCCUGGUUGAUCAAAAUUUUGGAUAUCUAUAAAGUUGAUCAACAAGUCUCCGGUCUUCUCCGCCACCUGAUGUCGACAUGGAGAACAAUAUUGUCAGUGAAAGGAACAACCCAAACAUACAGAACCCAAACUGUUUCAAUAAAAAGAGGCAUUUUUCAGGGGGAUAGUCUGAGCCCUCUAUGGUUCUGUCUCGCUCUAAAUCCGCUGAGUAACAUACUGAAUAGAAGCGCUUAUGGGUAUGCCAUCGACGAUGUAACGAAAUUGACCCACCUUUUCUAUAUGGACGACCUGAAAUUGUUUGCCAGGGGGAAACAACAACUAGAGGGAGAGAUGGAGAUUGUUAGGGCCUUUAGUGAGGAUAUUCGAAUGAAGUUUGGCUUGGAUAAGUGCGCGACUGUUCACGUAAGAAGAGGAAAACUAACAGAAAAUGAAAACAUCACACUAAGAGACGGAGACUGUAUAAGAAAUUUGGGAGUUGAAAGCACGUAUAGAUAUCUGGGAAUCCAGCAAUCUUACGAAAUAAGACAAAAGGAAAACAAGAAGAUAGCUGAGGCGGAACUAGUAAGAAGGGUAAACAAGAUUCUAAGCACACACCUAAAUGCAAAAAACAAGGUUGUGGCUAUCAACGUCUGGGCGAUACCACCACUCGCAUACACCGCUGGCAUACUCACCUGGUCAAAAACCGAUCUGGAGCGACUGGACCAAAAAAUCCGCACAAUGCUGACUAAACGGGGUAUGCUGCAUCCCAAUUCAGCCAUUGAAAGGCUGUACGUACCCCGCGAGGAAGGAGGGCGAGGAUUGGCAAACCUAGAAGUGAUGAUUCUGAAAGAAAGAGAUAAACUAAGAAAUUAUUUCAGAAAUAAGAACUUACCUUUCUACAGAACGAUAGUUGAUGGGGAUAAAAAUUUCACAGUCCUGAAUUUGUCACGUUCAGAGGAACCUGAAGUAGAAGAUGCCUUAGUAAGGAUGAGAACAACUUGGCAGAAUAAAACCAUACACGGCAGGUUCUAUGCUAGCCUUAAACAGGCGGACGUUGAUAUAAAGAUGUCGAACACCUACCUAACGUCUGGGACAUAG
This is a messenger RNA of Coccinella septempunctata (seven-spotted ladybird), 2586 nucleotides long. RefSeq lists its product as uncharacterized. The record is from RefSeq and is a predicted model, not a curated record. Bases 1 to 2586 code for a protein of 861 amino acids. NCBI's taxonomy places the organism in Eukaryota, Metazoa, Arthropoda, Insecta, Coleoptera, Coccinellidae. The transcript has 3 exons.